Molecule: messenger RNA, 1539 nt
Organism: Cryphonectria parasitica EP155
Lineage: Eukaryota; Fungi; Ascomycota; Sordariomycetes; Diaporthales; Cryphonectriaceae
Exons: 2
Coding region: 1-1539 (512 amino acids)
Molecular function (GO): iron ion binding; heme binding; monooxygenase activity
Source: RefSeq, a predicted model, not a curated record
AUGGAAGCAGCUGCGUGGUCUCAGACCCCUCGACUGCUUGCCCUCCUUAUUGGCGCUUUCCUCGCCUACAGAAUCGGCCUUGCGGUUUACCGCGUCUAUUUCCACCCGCUAUCUUGCUUUCCCGGCCCCAAGCUAUGGGCUGCCUCAGACCUUCCCGUUGUUUGGGAGGACAAGAUCGAGGGAACGUUUACGAAACGAAUGCUCAAGGUACACGAGGAGUACGGCCCCAUCGUGCGCAUCGGCCCGAACCGCAUCGCCGUUGACGGCACGAUCAUCUGGCCUCAAGUCUUCGCCCGGCGUGCAAACCAACUUGAAUUUACGAAAGUCCCCGAGAGUUAUCCCGCCCAGGAAAAGUACGUGGGCCUCCUUCCUACGCAGUCUCGCGAAAACCACCGACGCCAACGCAGGCUGCUUGCUCACGCAUUCUCCGACGCGGCUAUGUAUGAGCAAGAACGAUACAUUAAGUACUAUGUGGAUUUGCUCGUGAAGCGACUGAGGGAGCGUGCUGUGGCAGGAGAGACUUUAGACCUGACGCAGUGGUACAAUUUCACGACGUUCGACAUCAUCGGCGAGCUUGCCUUCGCGGACCCUUUCGACGCACUAGAGAGUGGAAAAUCCCACCCCUGGAUCUCCAUGAUUUCCUCUAGUGUGAGACAGGCAGCCGCUAUUCAGUUCUUGAUGCACUAUCCUCUUCUCUUGCCACUUAUGGGAUUCCGAGUCGGGCUCGGUGAUCUCAUGCGCCUCUUUCGGCAAUCGCAGCAAUUCAUUGAAUUGAGCAAGGAGAAGACACGGAAACGGCUGGCCAUGCAGGACCAGUCUCGCAGGGAUAUCAUGGCGUACAUCAUUGACCACAACACGGAUGGCAAGCGCAUGACCCAGGAUGAGAUGUUCGAGAACUCACGAGCUUUGAUCGGCGCAGGCAGCGAGACCACCGCCACAGCCUUGUCGGGGAUGUCAUUCCACCUUUGUCAGAGUCCAGAAGCAUACCAGCGGUUGACGGACGAGAUCCGCACCGCUUUUACCUGCGAAGAAGACAUUACCAUGCGGUCGACUGCCCAUCUUCCCUAUCUCCAUGCGUGCCUCGAGGAAGCCCUGCGCAUGUACCCACCCGCCUCGGAGACGCCGCCGCGUGUGUCGCCGGGAGACUACAUUCACCAUGACGGCAACGAGUACUGGAUUCCCAAGGGCACAAGACUCAGUAACUACCAGUGGGCCACCCACCACUCGCCAAACAAUUUUGCCGACCCGGAAAAAUAUGCCCCUGAGCGAUGGCUGCCCGCGUCACACCCUCUGUAUAACAGUCGCUACGCUCACGACAAGAAGGCCGUCUUCCGUCCUUUUGCAGCUGGACCUCGGGACUGUAUUGGCAAGAAUCUGGCGUACUCCGAAAUGCGCUUGGUGAUUGCGCGCUUGCUCUGGAACUUCGAUCUUGAGCUGGCCGAGGGGCAAAAAGACUGGGUCGAUUCGCAGCUGGUGUUUGGGCUGUACCAGAAAGGGCCACUGAUGGCAAGGGUGCACAUUCGAAGCAUCGAGACCUAA